Messenger RNA from Dioscorea cayenensis subsp. rotundata (Guinea yam), 3283 nucleotides. Its product is annotated as pentatricopeptide repeat-containing protein At4g39530. The transcript is spliced from 5 exons. Gene Ontology annotation, molecular function: protein binding; RNA binding. The record is from RefSeq and is a predicted model, not a curated record. Gene Ontology annotation, biological process: RNA modification. NCBI's taxonomy places the organism in Eukaryota, Viridiplantae, Streptophyta, Magnoliopsida, Dioscoreales, Dioscoreaceae. Bases 155 to 2560 code for a protein of 801 amino acids.
UUUGACACUUGAUUAUUGUAUAUUUAUGUGUUUGUUUAUGUUUUGUAACUUUGUUAGCAAGAUAUUAUAAGGAAUUAGUAAAUUUUGCGGAGUUGUUCAUGAAGAUGAUUCUACGAACUUCGCACUUAGCAGCAUUGGUUUUGCUUCUUCUCCGAUGAAGCAGAGACUCUUCGAUCUUUUGCAGUCAUGUAUCGCCGGCAAAGCUCACCAUAUCCAUCUCCAAGCAAUCCAUGCCCUGUCCAUCACCUCUGGCUUCCAAUCAGAUGUCUUCGUAGCAAACGUUCUCCUCUCAGGGUACUCGAAAUCCGGUCAAAUUCGCCAUGCGCGGAAGUUGUUCGACGGAAUGCCUCAACGAAACCUCAUCUCUUGGUCCACGAUGAUCUCUUGCUACACCCAGCAUUGUCACUCAGAAGAGGCUUUCUCUCUGUUUUCUUGCCUCCGGAGAUGCUUUUCGGAGAGCCCGAAUGAGUUCAUUCUCGCCAGUGUCCUGCGUGCGUGCGUGCAAUCAAGCAGCAUUGGUCGGGGAUCCCAAGUUCAUGGUCUCACUGUGAAGAUGGGUUUUAGCACUGAUGUCUUUGUAGGCACAUCUUUGAUUAACUUUUACUCUAGGGUUGCUUGCUUGGAGGAUGCAGUGUUUGUGUUUGAUGAUUUGCCUUUCAGGAAUUCGGUCACAUAUACAGCGAUAAUCACCGGUUACUCACUGAUUGGUAGGAGUGACAAGUCACUUCAUCUGUUUAAUCGGAUGAGGGAGGAGGGAGUGAUGCCUGAUCGAUUUGUUCUUUCGAGUGUUAUAAGUGCUUGCGCUGAUGUUCAAUUCCUCGAAGGUGGUAAGCAAAUACAUGGCUAUGCGUAUAGAAGUGGAGCUGAGGUGGAUAUCUCAGUGAGUAAUGCGCUUAUUGAUUUAUAUUGCAAAUGCUCUAGGGUGAAGACUGCAUGCAGACUAUUUGACUCGUUGGUGGUGAAGAACCUUGUGUCAUGGACCACAAUGAUCGCUGGCUACAUGCAGAAUUCCCUAGACGAGGAAGCCAUGGGCAUGUUUUUUAGGAUGAGCCGGUUGGAAUUCCGUCCAGAUGGAUUUGCUUGCACGAGUGUCUUAAGUUCAUGUGGUUCUUUAAUGGCAUUGCGACAAGGAAAGCAAGUCCAUGGAUAUGCCAUCAAAGCUAAUUUGGAGAAUGAUGAGUAUGUGAAGAAUGGUUUGAUUGAUAUGUAUGCCAAAUGCAAUUCUUUGGUUGAUGCAAGACUUGUUUUUGAUGUUAUGAGUGAUAAGAAUACAAUAUCAUACAAUGCCAUGAUUGAAGGAUAUGCAAGGAAUGAUGAACUUUUGGAAGUGUUCAGUUUGUUCAAGAGGAUGAGACUUGAAUCACUGCGCCCAAGCCUUUUGACUUAUGUUAGCCUCCUCGGAGCAUCAGCAGCUUCGUCUGCUGUAGAAUUGAGCAAACAAGUUCACAGUCUUGUCAUUAAAAUUGGUUUCUCAUUGGAGUUGUACAUUGGGAGUGCAUUGGUUGAUGUAUACUCAAAAUGUUCAAGGGUUGAUGAUGCAAGGAGAGUGUUUGAUGAGAUGAAUGAAAGGGAUCUUGUUGUUUGGAAUGCUAUGAUUUCUGGGUAUGCCCAAAAUGGUCUAGGUGAAGAGGCUGUUAAACUCUUCCACCUGUUGUGCCUUUCUGGUCUGAAACCUACUGACUUCACCUUUGUUGCUCUUGUUACCGCAUCAAGUAAUCUCACCAGUUUAUUCCUUGGGUCUCAGUUCCAUGUACACAUAAUAAAAGCAGGUGUUGAGUUCGAUCCUCAUAUUUCAAAUGCUUUAGUAGACAUGUAUGCCAAAUGUGGUUGCAUACAAGAAGCUCAUUUUCUAUUUAAUACGAUGUGUGGAAGGGACAUCGUGUGUUGGAAUUCAAUGAUUUCAACAUGUGCACAGCAUGGGUAUGCUGAGGAAGCCCUCCAAAUAUUCCAUCAGAUGAUAAGCAAGAAAAUUGAACCAAACUACAUAACAUUUGUUGGUGCCCUUUCAGCAUGCAGUCAUGUGGGGCUUGUGGAGGAAGGACUGAGCUACUUCUAUUCAAUGAAACAUGACUUUGGAAUUGAACCAGGCAUGGAACAUUAUGCUUCAGUUGUUAGCCUGUUAGGCCGAGCAGGGAGGUUGCACGAGGCUAAGGAAUUUAUUGAGGAAAUGCCAAUUGAACCAACGGCAAUCGUAUGGAGGAGCUUCCUCAGUGCAUGUAGAAUGUUUGGUGAUGUUGAAUUGGGAAAUUAUGGAGCUAUGAUGGCAACCGCAACCAAUUUAAGAGAUAGUGGUCCGUAUGUCUUAUUAUCAAACAUAUAUGCUUCCAAGGGAAUGUGGGUUGAUGCAGAAAAAAUUAGGAAGGGAAUGGAUCAAAUUGGGGUGGUUAAGGAGCCAGGGUAUAGCUGGAUUGAAGUGAUGAAAGAAGUUCAUGUUUUUAUUGCCAGAGGCAGAGAACACAUACAGACAGAUAAGAUUUAUUCAGUGUUGGAUGGAUUGACUCAGUUGAUCCAAGACAUUGGUUAUAUACCUGAAACUUACAUUCCUGUCAAUAAAACAUAAUCUAUAUAGCGUGACAAGCACAAACUUCAGCAAAUUUGUAGUUGAAUACAGGAUACAUCAUACUGAUGAGACAAGCUUCCUCACUAUUGCCGUCAGUGUUAAUUUGGAAUAGAAACUCCAAUGGACUUCACAAAAUGAUUGAUAACUUGAAUGGUUAUCAGUUAUUUGGGAAAUCUGUAUUGUAGAAAUAGCAUUACUUAUAGAGUGUAUCAAAGCCAAUUGAAAACUUUUGCAAUGGAAUCCAGCAGGCCAUGCUCAAGUACUCUAAUAAAUUUGCCCAGGGAAUAACAUACAAGAGAAGAACGGAAAAGGUCCCUUCAAAGAAAGGGAAAUUCAUGCUCUUCUUCUUCUCCUGCACCCAAGUUGAAGAAACUUCUAAGAUGAGUCACAUUACUGUAAAAACCAACUGGUUAUCAGUUCUGCUGCUCAUCUUGGGACAAUGGCGAUGAACCUCGGAAGGAGCAUGAUGGUGAUCGCCGCCAAAUUUGGCGGUGACGGUGGUGGUUGUGGUGGUGGUGCCGAGCUGAUACAUCUCCUAUUAUCUUUUUAUUUAUGUUACAAUAAUGUAUGGUUUGUUAACAUAAGCUGAUAAAUCUUAAAAUUUUGUCUUUAUUGGCUCCUAAUGUGAUAAAGUACAUGGUUUGAGCAUGGUCCAGAAAUUUUAAUUAAUAUUAGGAUUUCAAACUUUAGUAAAUGAGGUACUGGUGAAUUUAGAAUUUAGUA